AUGGCUGUGGAAGAGACGUAUUCCUCGGUUGGUAAUUUUGCAAAAUUGUAUGAACUUCAACAACAGAUUUUAAGAUUCAAGCAGGAAGACCAAACUCUUGCUAUAUAUUACCACACUCUACGUGGUAAAUGGGAAGAGUUAGAUCACUACCAAGACUACAUAUUUGUGUGUGCAUCUGAUGUUAAAGCAUUUCAUGCUAUGGCUGAGGAGAGUAGAAUGAAGGGUAUGUCUAUGUCUGCACCUGUAUACACUAAGCUUGAGCUAGAAGUACCAUUGUCUGAGAGGUCUGCUCUUGCCACACAACAAUCAAACGAACCCAAUCCUUCAAAAGGAGGGAAGCAGGAUGACAAGAGCAAGUUGAGGUGUGAUCAAUGUGGGCAUACACGCUACACUAGGGAAAUAUGCUGGAAUCUACACAGUCGCCCUACUCUAGCUCUUGCUCAUGCGAAUGAUAGGCCAAGGCCUGGUCCAUUUAGGGGGUUAUCUAUGUCACAUACUGUAGAGCGUGAGAUUGCUUCUACUGGUCAUGCCUCCUCAGGGCCACCGAGUUCUUUGUUCGGGGCUGAACUUGAUACUCUCCGACAUCUACUAGCACAACAUGCCUCCAUUUCCACCUCUUAUCUUCUCUUAGACAGGUUCCUCUCAUUCGGCACUCAGGUUUCCACACUAUCUGGUGGGCCACCCUGGAUUAUUGAUUCAGGAGCCACUGAUCACAUGGUUGGUAUGACAUCUGAUUUUUCUUCAUACAGUUUAUAUUCUGGUAAGGAUAAGUUGGAUGUAAAGAAUGCUUUCCUUCAUGGUGAUUUGGAGGAAGAGGUGUAUACAACUAUGCCACUAAGGUUUAAGCUUGCCAAUGGUAGGCUUGGAGCUAGACUUAUUGAUAUUCCCAUUGAGCAGAACCAUAUGCUUAAUGAUGUAGAUGGAGACCCAUUAGAUGAUGUGGGAAGAUUUCAGCGAUUGGUUGGGAAACUGAUUUACCUAUCUCUCACGCGCACGGAUAUUGCCUACGCUGUUAGUGUGAUUAGGUCUGUGACAAAUCGACAAUCUACUUCAGGAUGUUGCACAUUUGUUGGAGGUAAUCUUAUUUCAUGGAGAAGCAAGAAACAGUUUGUAGUAGCUAGAUCUAGCGCUGAUGUUGAGUUUAGAUCCAUAGCACAUGGAGUUUGUGAGUUGUUAUGGCUACGAAUGAUGUUGGGUGAGUUGGGUUAUCUUGUUCGCGAAUCAAUAAAGUUGUAUUGUGACAAUAAUGCUGCUAUUAGCAUUGCCCACAAUCCAGUUCAAUGUGACAAGACAAAGCACAUUGAAGUCGAUCGACACUUCAUGAAGGACAAGCUUCGUCUUGGGUUGAUUUGUACUCCAUACGUCAACACACAUGAUCAGGUUGCUGAUGUUUUGACUAAGGGUGUUGGUAAUAAUGACAACAUCUCCCUUGAGACUGAAAUUGAUCCAAUUACCCUUUGCCGUCAGGGAGAGCAUAAGCUAAUUAUUGAUGAACAAAUUGGUCUCAGAUGCAAAUUCUGCUCUUUUGUGAAACUGGAGAUUAAAUUUAUAUUCCCAUCCUUUAGUAAGUGUCCUUGGGGAUAUCGUGACACAAGACAGUUUGGCAGAUCAGACAGCACUAUUUUUGAUGAGCUUCAGUUCCAAAUUUCUGGUUGUGAAAACCAGUCAGGUAUUAAUUGCUCUGUUCAUGACAAAGGCACAGUAUGGGACAUUAUUCCUGGAAUUAAAAACAGUAUGUAUCCCCAUCAGCAAGAAGGGUUUGAAUUUAUUUGGAAGAAUAUAGCUGGUGGAAUUCACCUUGAGAAGUUGAAGCAGCCUGCUUUUGAUGGUGGGAGUGGAUGCAUUAUAUCACAUGCUCCUGGGACUGGAAAAACGCGUUUGACAAUAGUCUUUCUACAAACGUACCUAGAACUAUUUCCGACAUGCAGACCAGUUAUUAUUGCUCCUUGCAGUAUGCUACUUACAUGGGAAGAAGAGUUCCGAAAAUGGAAUGUUGACAUUCCCUUUCACAAUCUGAACAAGCCAGAGUACUCUGGCCAGGAAAAUACUGUAGCUGUCAAUUUUCUGAAGCAAGUUGCAAAACAUGAGCAAAGUGUACAAACUAUGCGUAUGGUAAAGUUGUACUCCUGGAAAAAGGAUAGAAGCAUACUGGGUAUCAGUUACAGAUUGUUCGAGAAACUUGCGGGAGAUUGUGUUGAUGUUGAUAGAGGAGGUAAGGAGAAAAGAAAGGUUAAACCUGAUGCAAGAGGUGACGUGGUUAAAAAAAUCCUCCUCGAACUUCCUAGUCUUGUAGUGCUCGAUGAGGGGCACACUCCUCGCAAUGAGCAAAGUCUCAUCUGGAAAGCUUUGUCAAAAAUUGAAACUCAAAGGCGCAUCAUUCUUUCAGGAACUCCUUUUCAGAAUAACUUUGGUGAGCUCUAUAAUACACUCUGUUUGGUCAGACCAAAGUUUGCUGACAAGAUCAUGUCUAAAAGCAAUGGAGAUCUUAGAAAAAAGAGUGGGCAGAAAAGCAGUUUGGCGAGAGGGAAAUGGGUUUCUCUAACCAGUACCAUUGGCAAAGAUGCCAAUGAUAAACUAAAGGAACUCAGAGCCAUGAUUGACCCAUUUGUACAUGUACACAAAGGUUACAUACUUCAAGAAAGGCUCCCCGGGUUGAGGCACUCCGUGGUUGUCUUAAAGCCAACGCCGUUGCAGAAGACCCUCUUGGAAGACCUUCAAGGAAUAAAGAAACUUGAACGGGGAUAUUUUGUGUCAUUGAUCUCUGUUCACCCUUCAUUGGUGCCGAAGUGUUGCUUUUCAGAAACAAAAGAGUCGUUUGUGGUUAAGAAUGAAUUGGAAUUCCAUCCUGAUGAUGGAGUCAAAACAAAAUUCCUCAUGGAACUCAUCCGGCUAAGUGGAGCAUUAAAUGAGAAGGUUUUGGUUUUUAGUCAAUAUAUUGAUCCCUUGGCCUUCAUAAUGAACCAGCUUAAAUCUCAUUUUGAUUGGACGGAAGGAAAGGAGGUGUUGUAUAUUGAUGGACAUCGUGAUGUAAAGCAGCGGCAAUCUUCAAUUAGUGUCUUUAAUGAUCCUAACAGUGAAGUAAGGGUACUACUUGCUUCUACAAAGGCUUGUUCUGAAGGGAUUAGUCUGGUAGGGGCUUCAAGAGUUGUUCUGCUUGAUGUUGUCUGGAAUCCAUCAGUAGAAAGGCAAGCAAUAAGCCGGGCAUACAGGAUUGGUCAGAAGAAAGUUGUGCACAUUUACCAUCUCAUUACAUCCGGCACGAUGGAGGGAGAGAUAUAUGUACGACAGGCUGAGAAAGACCGGUUAUCUGAGUUGAUAUUUUCUUCUACGGAGGGGAAAGUUCAUAAGCCAAAAAUCUCAUCCACAGAUUCAGAAGAUAAAAUAUUGGAAGUGAUGGUUCAACAUGAUAAGCUCAAGGACAUUUUUGAAAAGAUACAUAAUCAACCAAAAGAAUCCGAUCUAAUUGAGACUUUUGGUUUGGUGGAUCUCUAGCGGACUCUUAGAUGGAUUUUUUUUUUUUAGGUGGCCGGCUGUAUAUUUGCAUUUUCCCACGUGAUAUUUUUGGGGCUACAAAUCCAGUUAUAUUUGUCCAAAAAGUCUGGGUUGAUGGGAAGUUCUGGAUAAUCUUAAUAAACAGUUUUUCUCAGGUGGUAAUUCAUGGCUAUGGAAGAAUGGUACGUUUUCUUUCUAUUAAUCAUUUAUAAGUCUUGUCCUCAGCAAAUAUGUAAAUUUGUAGUGUAAAUCUUAUA
Cornus florida is the source of this 3749-nucleotide messenger RNA. RefSeq names its product SNF2 domain-containing protein CLASSY 3-like. Gene Ontology annotation, molecular function: ATP binding; ATP-dependent chromatin remodeler activity. Gene Ontology annotation, biological process: gene silencing by siRNA-directed DNA methylation. The transcript has 7 exons. NCBI's taxonomy places the organism in Eukaryota, Viridiplantae, Streptophyta, Magnoliopsida, Cornales, Cornaceae. Bases 1 to 3492 code for a protein of 1163 amino acids. The record is from RefSeq and is a predicted model, not a curated record.